AUGUUUACAUACCGUGAUGUGUUGAUAUCUAAUGUUGCGGAACGUCGUUUCUAUGACAAGUUACGUCAGAAAAUCAAAUUACGUCACGACGUUUGGGGUUUCAGAAGAUACCAUCCUGAACUCCCGGGACUCUGUUAUUACAGCAGUUAUAUAAGACAUUUGAGAACAAAAAUUAUAAGCUGGCCAACACAUCAAGAAAAACAAGUCAUUAAAGAUCAUUAUGAAAGAAAAAAUGGGUUCCCCAAUAUUAUUGGGAGUUUAGAUGGCACACGCAUUAGAAUAAGUGCACCAAGCGAGAACCAAAAAUCAUACAUAAAUCGCAAAGGAUUCCAUUCUAUUCAAUUGCAGGCUGUCUGUAGAGAAGAUUUAACAUUUACUCACUGCUUUACCGGUUUCCCCGGGAGUGUUCAUGAUUCAAGAAUAUUGAAAAAUUCUGAUUUAUGGGAUUAUGGACAAGAGCUAUGCGGGAAUGAUCAUAUCUUAGCUGAUGGUGGAUAUCCACUACAGACAUGGUUAUUAACACUACCGGGACAACGGAUUUUAACCCCUAACCAGCGACAUUUCAACUCCUUGCUGUCUUCAAAUCGAGUGUCCAUAGAACGAGCCUUUGGGCUUUUAAAGGGUAGAUUUCCACGCCUUACAAGCUUGGUUGUUAAUAGGGUAGAGACAGCAGUGGACAUAAUUAUGGCUUGUUGUGUUUUGCAUAAUGUCUGCAUUCAGCAAGAUGUUAAAGUUGAAUUAAUGCAAUGA
Molecule: messenger RNA, 750 nt
Organism: Ruditapes philippinarum (Manila clam)
Lineage: Eukaryota; Metazoa; Mollusca; Bivalvia; Venerida; Veneridae
Product: putative nuclease HARBI1
Exons: 2
Coding region: 1-750 (249 amino acids)
Source: RefSeq, a predicted model, not a curated record